CUGCGAAGCUAUCCCGUCCACCCGUGUCCAAGCCUCAAGCUAUCCAACGCGUGCGGCGCAAAUUCCCCUUCAAGAUGGCCAAGAAAGCGAAGUCUCGUGUCAUGAUCGUCCGGCUCUUGUCCAUGGCCGCGACUGGUUACUUCUACACUGUUAAGCGUCUCCGAACCGCAACACCCAUGAGCUUGUUGAAAUACGACCCAAUCAUUCGGCGAAAGGUGCUUUUCUUGGAGCAGAAGAAGAAGGGGAAAUGAGCCAGCGCACUCUCGAAUUACCAACACCACAUGUAACAACACUUAUAUCACCAUAAACGGCGUUCACGGCGGCAUACGAUUGGGGCUCGAAGACCACAUGGAUGAACUGUACAUCAUCAACCUGCAGUCCCUCAGACAUAUCGUCAGGGACAAGGCAUUGGCACGUCGGACUGUGCCCCAGAGGCGGAACGAAAGCGAAGGCUUCGAUGGCCGCGACCUAGUUGUAUAUUCUACCAAAAGAGAACAAACCUUGCGUAAAUGCAAUAUUCCUCUGCAUGAUUCCACCACACAUAAA
Colletotrichum scovillei is the source of this 546-nucleotide messenger RNA. RefSeq names its product ribosomal protein L33. Gene Ontology annotation, biological process: translation. The record is from RefSeq and is a predicted model, not a curated record. Gene Ontology annotation, molecular function: structural constituent of ribosome. The coding region runs from base 75 to 251 and encodes 58 amino acids. Gene Ontology annotation, cellular component: mitochondrion; ribosome. The transcript is spliced from 3 exons. Lineage: Eukaryota; Fungi; Ascomycota; Sordariomycetes; Glomerellales; Glomerellaceae.